AUGAGCUCCACGCCGAGGACAUUUGCGGCUAUUUCUUUCGCCAUUCGUGUGUUUAUUCUGCUUCUGGGCAUCGUUUCUAUGAUCUUGGUGUUGACAGCACCCGGGGCCUGCUUUUCCCGAUAUCUUAAUGGGACUCCCAUCUCGAGAGAGAUUUGCCCCGGCCAAAAUAGUAUAUUCCCGAUGAAUGCGGAGAGAUGGAGCAAUGGACUCCAUUUUCAGGGGAGAGGCGAGAAUGUCUACGGUCAAGUGGCUAUUAUCGUCGUAUCACUCAUUUUUGCUCUUGCGUCACUCGCAUUUUCUUGCGUCCACCUCGGCACUGGGAAUUCGCUGAUGUACCCGCAAAUGUUCUACGCGGCCGUCGCGGUGAUUGCGUUUUUGAUAAUGGGCGGAUUUGAGACAUGGUACGCCACCGGAUUUGACCACAUGGCCUUCUUCAUCCAGGCUAUUGGAAAUGGGGUAUUUUCCGGUUGCGCGGGCUUGCCGGGCUGUCAAAUCGAAUUUGUAGUGAAAGGAUGGGCAGUAGCAGCGGCGUUUUAUUUCCUCUCCGCUUUGCUUUAUGUAGCAGAUAUCGGCGUGACGUUUGCCGGGAAAGAUCGGGGCGCCAGCGACAGCUACCCGGUGACGACGACCAGGGCCAAUCACCAUAUUCACUAU
This is a messenger RNA of Mesorhabditis spiculigera, 654 nucleotides long. The record is from the annotation of a GenBank genome assembly. NCBI's taxonomy places the organism in Eukaryota, Metazoa, Nematoda, Chromadorea, Rhabditida, Rhabditidae.